GUUUUCUUCCCCCCCAACUAUAAAUAAAAAGCUUAAAAACCGUCAUUGAACGUCUGCCCUCCAUCGUUGGCAUUGAUUGUUCGCCGCGUUCAGAGUGAGCUUGAAAAAAAAAAGAUGAAGUUUCGGGGAACUCUGUUUUUCUGCAUUUUACUUCUGUUUCAAGAAAUUUGUCUCCUGGUGAGGGCAGAUGAUGGGUUUGUUUCUGCCAAAGGGGUGAAGCUCAUGUUGAACGGGAAUCCAUUUUACGCAAAUGGGUUCAAUGCUUACUGGCUCAUGUACAUGGCUGCUGACCCAUCUCAGAGAAGCAAGGUCUCGUCUGCAUUUCAGGAAGCUCGACAGCAUGGCCUCGCAAUCGGCAGAGCUUGGGCUUUCAGUGACGGUGGAGACAGACCCCUUCAGUACUCACCUGGUUCCUACAACGAGCAAAUGUUCCAGGGGCUGGAUUUUGUGAUAUCUGAGGCUAAGAAAUAUGGGAUUAAGCUGAUUCUGAGUUUUGUGAACAAUUAUGACCAAUUUGGAGGGAGGAAACAGUACGUGAACUGGGCAAGAAAUCAGGGGCAAUCUAUAAGCUCUGAUGACGAUUUCUUCACAAACUCACUGGUGAAACAAUACUACAAGAACCAUAUCAAGACUGUUCUUACAAGACGCAACAGCCUCACCGGAGUUGCUUACAAAGAUGACCCAACGAUAAUGGCUUGGGAGCUUAUGAAUGAACCCAGGUGCCAGUCAGAUCCAUCGGGAAGAACAAUUCAGGCUUGGAUUACAGAGAUGGCUUCUCAUGUGAAGUCCAUUGAUAGCAAUCAUUUACUAGAAGCUGGCUUGGAAGGGUUUUAUGGGCAAUCAUCUCAGAAACAGGAAGACAACCCCAAUUUUCAAGUGGGAACAGAUUUCAUUGCAAACAACCAGAUUCCUGGCAUUGAUUUUGCGACUGUUCAUUCCUAUCCUGAUCAAUGGUUAGAAGGCUCAACUGAUGAAAAACAAAUUGCAUUUUUGAACCACUGGCUGGACAACCACAUUCAAGAUGCUCAGAACAUCCUUCACAAGCCGGUUCUCUUCGCCGAGUUUGGAAAAUCUUUGAGAACUUCUAGUUCUAAAGAGAGAGACGAGCUCUUCAAUACUGUUUACUCAGCAGUUUACUCGUCAGCAAGGGGCGGUGGUGCAGCCGUUGGAGGCUUGUUCUGGCAGCUUUUCGCUGAAGGAAUGGACUCCUUCAGGGAUGGGUACGAGGUGAUCUUAAGUGAGAACACCUCAACUGUCAACCUCAUCACUGAAGAGUCUCAGAAGCUUAACCACAUCAGAAACAUGUAUCUGAGGCUGGCCAGGGCACAGAGGCAGGCUGCGAAUGGUGGCAGUAAUACAGGAAACUAAAAAUUAAGAAACUAGUAGUGGCAUAAUAGUAUUAAGGAAACUGUUUUCAGAUUUCCGAUUACAAUUAAAUCUUAUAACCUGAUGUGUGAGGAACUGUGACAUCCACAUAUACCACUAUAAUAAUGUAGUUUUUGCACGUCUAUGUUCUUUUCUGCUGUAACAUUGUUGGUACUGCCAAAUGAAGUGCAUAGAAUACU
This is a messenger RNA of Rubroshorea leprosula, 1565 nucleotides long. NCBI's taxonomy places the organism in Eukaryota, Viridiplantae, Streptophyta, Magnoliopsida, Malvales, Dipterocarpaceae. The record is from the annotation of a GenBank genome assembly.